Exaiptasia diaphana is the source of this 2387-nucleotide messenger RNA. Its product is annotated as solute carrier organic anion transporter family member 4C1. The record is from RefSeq and is a predicted model, not a curated record. Gene Ontology annotation, cellular component: membrane. Gene Ontology annotation, biological process: transmembrane transport. The transcript is spliced from 11 exons. The coding region runs from base 48 to 2147 and encodes 699 amino acids. Gene Ontology annotation, molecular function: protein binding. NCBI's taxonomy places the organism in Eukaryota, Metazoa, Cnidaria, Anthozoa, Actiniaria, Aiptasiidae.
UACAAACUGAACUGUUGAAAACGUCAAGCUGGGCUUAAGUAGAUUGGAUGGCAACGAGUUUACAGAUGUCGAAAACACGCAAAGCGAUCCCAAGUUCUUCAAGCACCACAAAUUUUAUCGACAAUGAGGACAUAUCUCUGGAAGAUGUGGCCAAGGACGACAAAGUAUUCUCUGACGACCUGACACUUGCUUGGGGAUGGAACACCUUUAAACCAAAGUGGUUACAAUGGCUAAACUCGCCCAAAUGGUGUUUAUUUUUCAUUUGCUGUUUUUCUACUCUUCAAGGUAUGGCUGUCAAUACCUUCAUUAACCUCUCUCUACCUACUCUUGAAAAGCGCUUCAAKCUUUCCAGCAAGCAGACAGGAUUCAUCGUUGCAGCCAAUGAUAUCCCUGCUGUUAUUCUAACUCUCUUUGUUGGAUUUUUUGGCGGGUAUGGACACAAGACCAAAUGGCUUGGCUACGGAGGCAUACUAACUGGAGUAUCGGCUUUGGUUUUUGCUUUCCCUAAGCUUAUUGUUGGGAAAUAUAAUCCUACAUUACUGUCUUCAGCAAGCACGACUCUGUGCAAAGCUAGUAACGCAACACUCAGCAACAUAGACUGUACUAAUAGUGAUGCAAACGACUUCAAUUUCAACUUCUUCAUGUUCGUCCUUGCUCAGCUAUUAGCAGGGGCCGGUUCCACACCACUCUUCUCACUAGGACCAGCCUACCUGGACGAAAAUGUACAUCCAAAACACAUGUCUGCGUACCUGGGGUUCUUUUACCUCUCCUCGCUGCUUGGUCCGGGAAUGGGUUCUAUCAUUGGGGGACAACUAUUGUCAAUUUAUGUUGACUUUGUCAUGCCUGCUGGUUUAAAUUUGACCCCAAAGGAUUAUGGUUGGAUCGGAGCUUGGUGGCUUGGACCAACCGCUUGUGGCAUUAUUCUUAUUCUUGAUGGUAUAAUUUUGUUGGGUUUUCCUCGUAAACUGCCUGGUUCGGAUGCCAUGCGCAAAGAAGCUCUUGCCAAAGGCUUUAUUAAAAAGGACAAGAUAGCAACAAGUGGUUUUAAGAAUUUUUGGCCCCACUUCAAGGCAUUGCUAACUAACUGGACUUAUAUGUUCCAGAACUUCGCUUUUCUAAGCGGCACAAUCAUAGGCUUUGGUAUUGGUCCAUUUAUCUUCAAGUUUCUCAUUGGAAGGUACGGCGCUAGUCCAUUUGAAGCUGGAGUCGGUAUCACAGUCCUUCUUCUACCGAGUACAACGUUGGGGAUUUGCAUAGGUUCUAUUAUUGUAAGAAAACUUGGUGCCCGUGACUCAUGUCGACGAGCAGCAAAGGCGGCCUUCUUACUACAGCUCGUAGGGAUCUGGGGCGCGCCAAUUUUCUUAAUUCCCGGAUGUGAUUAUGCUCGAUACGCAGGCUCAGACGAUGGCUAUGUUAACAGUUCCUUAGUCAAACUCACAGACCAUUGUAACAAAGAUUGUUAUUGUUCACCGUCUCUGUUCAGACCACUUUGUGGACCAAAUGGAAAAAGCUACUUUUCACCAUGUUUUGCAGGAUGCAAYCAUCAUAUACCUAAUAAGGGGUAUACCAAUUGCACUUGUGUAAGUCGCUUGCUGAAUAAAACAUCGAUGAUUGAGGACCAUGCUAUCCUCACUGAAGGYGCUUGCCAUCAACAYUGUCCUCGUGUUAAUCUGUAUGGCUUCGUCCUUGGAAGUUUCCUCAUGAUUACAGCUGGAUUUCUGAACGUUAUUCCCAGCAAGACAGUCACAUUGAGGUGCGUAUCAGAGAGUCAACGUUCCUUAGCUCUAGCAAUGCAGUUUUUAUUCUUGCGUCUGCUUUCUGGCAUUCCUUCGCCGGUUUUGGUUGGCGCCAUGAUCGACGCUACGUGUACAUUAUGGAAUACAAAGUGUAACGUUAAUCAAAACUGUUUGAACUACGACUACAGCAAACUGGGAAGGAUUAUAGUGACAAUGGGAGCUCCUUCACAAUUUUUGUCUCUGAUUUUCUUUGGAUUGUCUUGGCAUUGCAGUAAAGACAGCACUGAUUCAACUACUAUCGCURGCAAAGCAGGCAUUGAAAACRAAGGCGCAGACUUAAAUGACAACUUAGAACUGAACAAGCUYAAUGAUCGCCGACCUCGUUCAGAGUCCAUAGUAACAUCCUUCUGAAUAAUCGAGACRCCAUUGUAACAAAGAACUUUUAUUAUUUCGUACGUAUACAACACGCGCCAACUCCCAAGCGCGUUCCCAGGCCCAGUGUGAAAAUCCCUGUUUAAACCACAGGGUACCCACGAGAUAAAAAUAUAAAAUCUACAUGCAUAUACCUUAUUAGCAUUACAAUACUGAGGAUUUUCUAUAAGAAACUAAUAAAAUAUAGACUUUAUUGAAUCAUGAUUACAAAAUAAAAGU